AUCCCUCAUCACUACUCUCAUCUCUCAUCCAACACAUCCACCAUCGCACCCACCACCAUGUCGAGGCCACUCACCGGCCCCUCCCCACUAUCCGGCCCCUCGCCUCGCGCCGGCCCCUCCCCCCGCGCAGGUCCCAGUCCACUGGCCGGCCCCUCCCCACGCCCUCUCUCUGGUCCUUCGCCCCGCCCCGGGCCGGGCCCAAGCCCCAUCGCGCGCGCCCGAGGCCUCCCCACAUCCACGCCAACACGACAGGCCUCGACGCUGCCAGGCGGCUCUCCCAGCGUGCCGAGCAAGCGCAGCGCCAGCAUCUCGGCGGGCCCAAGUCAAGGCAGGGAGAAGAAGGCCAAGCUUGCACCGGGCAAUGCGUGGAUCGUGGGCCAGGUCGCGGCUAUGCAGGCUCAGUACAAGGACGCACUCGUCGCCGCUACAAUGAUCAUGCAAUACCAAGCGGACGCCAAGGCAAUCGGAUACAAGAGCCGGCCACCUGCACGACUACACAUGCGCUUUACGGCCGCAUGGCGCAACUAUGAUGCGAUACGGCGGCAUGUCGAGUGGUUCAUUUCCCAAAACAUUGAGUACGCGGCAGCGCCAGACAAGUUUGCGGCGCGCCGUCCGCCCCCACUUGCCCCGCCUCUCAUGCCGACGCCGUCGCCGGCCAGCGCCGUGCCGGCGCACCUACAGAGCACCCCUGCAGCCGCCUCGCCUGUGCCCCUCUCAUCUGGCUUCCUGUCCAAGCCAGACCCGCCUGUUGGCGGCGGCAUGGGCGUUGGCAUGGGCGUGGGCGUGGGCAUGGGCGUGGGCGUGGGCGUCGGUGCGGGUGUCGGCGUUGGCGUCGGAGUGGGCGUAGACAACCUCUUCGACGGCAUGAGCAUGGACGAACUCGACGCCUUCAUCGGCGGCGGCGAUUUCGCGCCGCCUCCGCCUCCGCAGGCAGACGCAGACGACGCAAUGACGCCGACAUCCAAGCUCUUUGCAUCCUUCAACGCCUCCAACUCGCCCAAGCCCUCGCCGUCGCAGCAGCCCGCUCCGCCCGCGCCAGCACCCGCGUCCGCGCCAGCGCAGGAGGACUUCAGCUUCGCCGGCAUGAACUUGGAAGACAUGGACCUGUCGGCGUUCGAGACGCUGUUUGACAGCGAUGGGGCGGGCGCCGGUGACGCAGGCAACGGCGCGGACGGGGGCGGCACCGCGCAGACUAAUCCCGCACCGGACUCGUCGUCGUUCUUCGAGGCCUUCCUCAACUCGGGCGACGACACCGCCCCUCCCCAACAGCCACCACAGCCUACCCAGUCCGCUCCCCAGCCUGCACCGGCACCGGCACCGGCCUUGCCUGAGCCUCCAGCGCCUCCUCAGCCACCUCAGCUGCCCCCGCAGCCUAUCCAGCCCGCCCAGCCUCCACAGCCGCCCGCACAGCCCGAGCCGCCGGUCGCGCCAUCAGUGCCGCCGCCUGCGCCGCUGCCCGAGCCCGACAUGCAGGACACGUACGACGGAGGCGAGUUUGGUGAGAUUGACUUUGACGCCUUCAACUUCGACGAUAUGCCUGGUGUUGACGGGGACGAGUUCGCCUCGCUCCUCGCCGAGUUCAAGUAGCAGGAGAUUGAUCUGUAGACUCGUUAUUUUUUUGCCUCUAAUGCUUCACUCAACGCUCUGCCAUAUGCACAGCACAUGUAUUACCUCUACGCUACAAUAAUGUACACAUUAUCCUAUG
This is a messenger RNA of Cutaneotrichosporon oleaginosum, 1705 nucleotides long. RefSeq lists its product as uncharacterized. The record is from RefSeq and is a predicted model, not a curated record. NCBI's taxonomy places the organism in Eukaryota, Fungi, Basidiomycota, Tremellomycetes, Trichosporonales, Trichosporonaceae.